AUGGGCACAUUUGCGCAUUGUUGUGGCAUCAACAUGGGUUUGACGCAGACGCAGGGCAUUCCCAAACGAGUGCAUCCGCACUGCCUGGCUUUGGAUGAUGCCUACCGUCACCAGACCAAUAACUUCCGGAUUCGAGCCUUGAACGUUUCGAUAAGAGCACCCAUGCCACUUUCGACCUGGAACGUCUACGUUGUAAUUACGUCCAUGUUAGGGAUCAUCGGCAUAUUCACUCCCGCGCUUGCUUUAUCCUUCUGCGGUAUUUUAGUUGUCGUGGUUUGGAAAUGCCAGAGUUUUCAGAGGUUCUGUAGCAUCGCAUCUAUUUCGUUUGUCAUUUGCAUUGACACGCAUGGUAUGAGGACGUCCAAGACAAGUCUCGAAAUCAGCGUUGCGAGACGGAGAAGCCCUGAGGGGAGGAGCCUUCGGUACAUCUUCAUAUGA
Molecule: messenger RNA, 438 nt
Organism: Sodiomyces alkalinus F11
Lineage: Eukaryota; Fungi; Ascomycota; Sordariomycetes; Glomerellales; Plectosphaerellaceae
Exons: 3
Coding region: 1-438 (145 amino acids)
Source: RefSeq, a predicted model, not a curated record